AUGACUAGUGGUCCACGUAAAAUAAAUCAAGUAGACAAUGAUCUGGCCAUUGUUUGGCUCGAUGCUAAAAAAUCAAAGGAAUCUUCUAAUGUCGAUUAUCUUAAUCGAAGUAUUGAUUUCAGCACUCUUAUUAGUCAUAUUCAUGUAUUCGAUGACGUUGAUCAAUGCUGCGAGUAUCUGCUGUCGAAGGAUCAAGCAGACAAAGUCUUACUGAUUGUAUCGGGCUCGAUCGGUGAGAAAGUGUUGCCAUGCAUUCAUGAUAUAACUCAAAUCAUAGGUGUCUACAUUUUUUGCAAUGAUGUGGAGAAACAUCGCGAAUGGGCAGGCACGUUCAGCAAAGUACGCGAUGUGUUCCGUUGUCCGAAGAAAUUGAUAGAGCGCAUUCAACGUGACGCUCAGCUGUUGGUUCAUCACAUUAUACCAACGAAUAUUUUCUCAUUUCAAAAUCUUCAACAAACUUCUCUGCAAAAUGUCGAUCAAGAUCAAUCGACAUACAUGUGGUUUCAAUUGUUGAUUGACGUUCUCAAUCGUCUUCCUCUCAGUCAUUCAAGUCGAGGUGAUCUUAUAGAUGAAUCUAUGCAAUACUAUUCGAAUAAUACGAUAGAAAAAAGGAAAAUUGCCGAAUUUAAUGAAAAAUAUUUAUCGUCCAACGAGGCUGUACAAUGGUAUACGCGCGAUUGUUUUCUCUAUCGUUUAAUUAAUCGGGCCUUUCGAACUCGCGAUAUCGAUAGUAUCUUCAAAUUCCGUUAUUUUAUACACGACUUACAACACCAGCUGGAUCAUUUACAUCAGGAACAGCAGCUAUCAUCAGUAUUACCGACUACAGCCUACCGUGGUCAGAUUAUCGGCGCGGAUGAAUUGAAAAAACUCCAAAAUAAUGUUGGUGGUAUCUUUUGUGUGAAUUCAUUCUGGUCAGCAACAACUGCGAGUCAAGUAGCGACUUCGUUUAACAUGAUUAGUCUAGGACGUCCAUACUAUGAACGAGUCAUUUUUGAAGUAACCAUGGAGCUAAAACAGCAGCCAGACAAAGCAAAGUCGAAGUAUCCAUUUGCUAAUAUUAGUCAUCUGAGUUGUAACGAAGACGAGGGCGAAGUACUUUUUUCAAUGGGAUGUACAUUUCGUAUCAUAUUGGUGGAACAGUUUAGCGAUGAAAUUUGGUAUGUUCAGCUUUCUCUUCUGGAUGACUCUAGUAGCAUCGAUGAAUCAUUGCGCGAAUAUUAUUUAGCAAAUCACAUCGAAGAACAAUCGUCACUGCUCACGAUGGCUUAUUUCUUUGAUCAAGCCGGUGAUUAUGAGCGAGCCAAGCGUUAUUGUCAGAUGCUUCUAAGAGAAAAUCCAAGUGAAGAUGAUUCGAUUGAUAUUCAUACAUCGUUGGCACUGUUCGAGUACCGAAUAGGAAACUUUGAGGCAGCAAAACGUGAAGGAGAGCUAGCACUCAAAUUACAUCUAACGCAAAAGGUAGUGGAUAAUAGGCUCUCGGAUAUAUACGCAAACUUGGGUUUAGUCAUGGCAGAACUAGGUGAAUACAGGGAUGCGAUUGCAUAUCAGCAUGAGUCUGUAAAGAUCGAUGAACUUGUGUUGGAUGAAGAGGACGAAGAGAAAGCGAUUACAUAUGAAAAUCUUGGUAUGUCAUAUCAUGGUCUAGGAGACUAUCCAAACGCACUCAAAUGGUGUGAAGAGAAAGCUUUGAGCCAUAUGCAAAAGUAUCUACCUGCCAGCCACCCAGGCUUUCAGAGGAUCUAUUUAGAUAUCGGCAUGAUCUACACAUCGAUGGGCGAUUAUCCGGUAGCACGUGGCUGGUUAGAGAAGGCACUCGACAAGGCGCACAGUAUUUUGCCUCCUUUGCAUAAAGAUUUGGGAAAUACUUUUUACAAUUUGGGUUUGUUGUGUGAGAAAACUGGCGAAGACGAGCAAGGUCUUAAUUACUUUCGCCAAGCAUUAAAUAUCGCUUUACAAUCAGAAAAGGAAGAUACUACAAUCGAUUUAGCAUACAUUUAUGUGUCGAUGGGUGCUAUUUACGACAAUCAAGGUGAAUUUGACGAAGCUCUUCGUCAUUAUGAGCUUGCACUUGAGAAUCUCUCAGUUGACAAACCAGAGCAUCGUCAACAUUUUGCAACCGCUUACAAUAAUAUAGGAUUCGUGCAUAUUCAACAAAAAAAGUACAAGUCAGCUUUGAGUUAUUUGCAGAAAGCAUUCAAAAUUGUUGAAAAAUAUUUGCCGAGAACACACGAGCUAUAUACAUUGACUCUUGCAAACAUCGGCCAAGUAUACGUAGCACAAGAUCGCCUUGAGGAGGCGCUGGAAUGCUAUAGGCAAGUCAUAGAUAUACGGCGUCGCACCUUGCCUAAGUAUCACAAAGAUUUAGCCGCUAUUUACGAUCAUCUAGGAGAAGCUUAUUUCAAGAAAGGUAUUUUUAAAACAGCCAUUGAUUACCAUAAAAAAGCACUUGAAAUCGAAGUCCACGCGUUACCUUUGGAGCAUCCAUCGAUCAAAAGCACCUGUAAAAUGCUUGCUGAUGUCUAUAAACGUAUUGGAAAUCGAAAAGCUGCUAUCAAAUGUUAUAAAGAGCCAAUAUUAAUGGCACGCAUGUGCCAGAAAAUUAAUAGCAGUUUACCGUCAGUGGAUCCAAAAAGGAAGAAAAACAUGAUUUGA
Messenger RNA from Rotaria socialis, 2652 nucleotides. The record is from the annotation of a GenBank genome assembly. NCBI's taxonomy places the organism in Eukaryota, Metazoa, Rotifera, Eurotatoria, Philodinida, Philodinidae.